Molecule: messenger RNA, 2027 nt
Organism: Didymella exigua CBS 183.55
Lineage: Eukaryota; Fungi; Ascomycota; Dothideomycetes; Pleosporales; Didymellaceae
Product: general substrate transporter
Exons: 2
Coding region: 318-1922 (534 amino acids)
Biological process (GO): transmembrane transport; carbohydrate transport
Cellular component (GO): membrane
Molecular function (GO): carbohydrate:proton symporter activity
Source: RefSeq, a predicted model, not a curated record
CGUUCUUACAUGUUUUUUCUGGUAGAGCAUCGCUUGUCAGCAAUCUGCCCACCGGAAAGGCCGGUAGUUAGGACUCGGACCCUCUUGCACGAAACCUCGGCAUUUUUUCGCGAUGGUACUCAGCGCAUGCGUUACCCACGGGGGUAGGUGGGGAUACCCCGUGCGGGCAAUUCGCUAUCACCCCGAUGUUCUAAUGUGGAUACUCUCGUAGCGCUCAUGAAAAGUGGACUUGGUACGGGGAUCAAGUGUAUGUGUAUUUAACUGUUGGUGUCGCCAGCUCGGCUUCUGUUCUCAUCAGCAUCAAAGAUCCAGCAAAGAUGUCGGCCAGCAUCAACGAGAAAAAGUUCGAUCCUGAGCUCAAUGCGCAGGGCGUCGCCCAUCAUGAGACUCUCAGCGACAAAGAACUUCUGCAAGCGUCCUACGAGGCCGAGACUCGCGAGAAUGAGAUGGGCGUCUGGGAGGCUGUGAAGGACCAUCCUAUGGCUUGCUUCUGGGCAUUCGUCUUCUGCUUUACCAUUGUCAUGGAGUCUUUCGAUAUGUUCCUCAACGGUAACUUCGUCGCCCUGACCGCUUUCAAGCAGAGAUACGGAUCUCUGCUUGCCGACGGAACAACCAGAGCCAUCUCGACCAAGUGGCAGAGCUCUCUCUUCCAGGCCGGUCAAUGCGGCGCUUUCGUUGGUGUCUUCCUCGCUGGCCCCAUCACCAACCGCGUCGGGUACAAAAACUGCACACUCCUUGCUUUGGUCAUCAUGAUCUUGACCAUCUUCAUCUCUUUCUUCGCCAACUCACUUGAAGUGCUGGUCAUUGGUCAGGCUUUCGAGGGUGUACCCUGGGGCAUGUUCAUCGCGAACUCUCCGGCCUACGCUUCCGAGGUCGUACCUGUUGCGCUUCGUGGUGUUUGUACCGCGACCCUCCAGAUGUCGUGGUCCAUCGGAAGUAUCAUUGUUGCUGCCGCGUGUUUGGGAUUCAAUGGCCGCAUGGAUGAGUGGGCGUGGCGCGGACCGCUUGCGUUGCAAUGGAUCUUCCCUCUCCCCCUGCUGGUUCUCAUCUUCUUUGCCCCCGAGUCGCCUUGGUGGCUCGUUCGAAACGGCAAGAAGGAGCAGGCUCUGAGGUCGAUCAAGCGUCUCGGUAGCAGGAACGGCACCCAAGCAUCCGCCGAUGAGACACUUGCCAUGAUUGAGCGCACGGUUGAGAUCGAAGCCCAUCUCGGCGGAGACCCCUCGCUCCUCGACCUCAUCAAGGGCGUCGACCUUAGGCGAACCCUCAUCACCUGUCUGAUCUACGCGUCCCAGAACUUCGCUGGUAAUCUGAUUGCCAACCAAGCCACCUUCUUCUUCGAGCAGGCUGGCAUGUCAACCGAUUUCUCUUUCAAACUAAACCUCAUUAACUCAUGCCUUCAGCUGGUUGCCAACGCUCUAUCGUGGCCUCUCAGCGCUUGGUUCGGCCGACGAACAAUCUUCCUCGGAGGUGCUCUCGUCAACAUGAUUCUCCUCAUCAUCCUCGGUAUCUGCGCUACUAUCACGCAGAGUGUCUCGACCAACUACGCGCAGGCCUGCCUUGGCGUGAUCAUCUCCUUCGUCUUCGCUGGCUCCCUGGGACCCAUCUCGUACUCCAUCAUUGCCGAGACAUCCUCCAUCCGCCUGCGGCCCCUCUCCACCGGCGUCGGUCGUGCUGCUUACUACGUCGCCGAGAUCCCCAUGAUCUACCUCGCUUCGCAGAUGCUGAACCCCACCGGGUGGAACAUGGCGGGAAAGUGCGGAUACGUGUGGGGAGGUACUGCUUUUGUCUGCCUGGUGUCCGCGUACUUCGGUCUUCCUGAGAUGAAGGGCCGCUCUUACCGCGAGCUCGAUAUUCUCUUCAAGCGCAAGGUUCCUGCCCGGAAGUUCAAGUCGACUAUCAUUUCUGUCGACGAGAACGAGUAAGCUUCGUCGUGCUAGAGGCAAAGGUCUUGGGAAAUUUCCCGCUUUAUCCGCCAGUAUCACGGCUUCGAGCAUAUAGCAUCAGUCUUACGAAUGAACAACUUGCUG